CGAGUCUCCUUAUCAUUGAAGUGCUUAGCCAUACUCAUCUAAGAACCAUGUCUGUGAAAUUUCACAUAGUCUCUCCAUACUCAUCAUACUCAUCUAAGAACGUCAACCAAAUAUUGCUGAAAGUAAUUAACUGCACCCGUAUAAGAAAGACUUGAGUGUUAGAGUGGACCACACACACGAAUAUGCAGAGAUAAGAUUAGUGUCUAUUUCUACUGUUGAAAGUUGACAAGAGUUUAUUGAUUCCAAUUUGGUGUGCUAGUUAACAUGUACCAAAUUAACAACUCACCCGCAAAAGACGUUAAAAAAAUAACAAUUAUCAAAUGAAAAUUCCAAUUGUAGAGUCCUCCUUUCCUCUACAAUUAUUACAAGAAAAAGUAGGCUCUUAUAGCAAAACUGUAACAGAAUUAACAUGAAGCUCAUCGAAAUUAGGAGAUGGCUGACGCAGCCACAUGUAUGGAGGUUUGUUGGUUUGGGUUCAUCAGUAGUCGGUUUAUUCUGUUACGCAGUUAGCUCCUCCUUCAACAAUCUGUUUGGAGAGUGGACCUUCCUGAAAAUAUUUUUUUACACUCAACUCAGUUUAAUCAUCUGCAUUGCAAUCUUUUACGCUAAAGUUUGGCAAAGUUCAAGGAGUCUCCGGUUCAAAGGUCACAUGGCAUUUUUAGUGUUAACCAUAACCUCUGCUUAUUCCUUCUUCUUGGAUAACAAAGCUGUGAAGAAGAAACCAGACGCAUUUAGCUUGAUAUCAUGUCUUGCGUUUUCUAUCAUGUCGCUUUGCUUGUCAAGACAGAUUCCUUGCGGAUUUGAAGUGGAUCUGAUGUAUUUCUUUCUCGGAGCUUUAAUAGUACAACUCAUGAAGAUAAAGCUAUGGUUAGGUAUUCUUGGAGUAGGAUUCAGCUAUACCCUCAACAUUCUUCGUUCUUCUUUAGAUGAGAACUUGCAUGAAGGAGCAGGACUCCAAGAAGAUCAACGUAAUGUCGUAAUCCAAGUGGAAGAAGAAGAAGAAGAAGAAGAAUCCAUUUCUCCUCAACCACCAAGAUUCAUGAGUGUUAUUCAAGAAUUGCAGAGGGCUAAUUGGGGACUUGUUGAGGUGUUAUGGUGUCAUUUGAAGGAAUACCUUGUGGACAAAGAUGAUCAAAUUCCGAUUCCAAUGACACUGGUGAAUGACCAUAAUUUUCUUAUCAAUGCGCUUCCGCCGAAAGCAGUCGACGACCUCCAUGAAAAGGUUAAGCUGAUGAUGGAUUCCGGGUUCAAGAAUGAAUGCUCGAACCAGUAUAAUAGCUGGAGAAGGGAGUUCUUAGAGAUGUGUCUAUCAAUGUUGCAGUUAAAGGUUACCAACAAGAUUGAAGGAGUUGACGAGAGAGAGAGGAUUAGGAGCGAUGUCGUAACUACCUUGCAAAAGCUCGCUAAUGAUUUUGUAACGGAGAGGCGUUCUUCGUUGACUCGUUUACCGAGCAUGGUGAAGGUGGUUGGUACACUGCAGGAUCUCAUUCCAGAGCUUGAUGAUUCAGUGUUUGCUGCUCAACGCAGUGAAGCAGUCUCCAUCAUGGAGUUGGAGACAUUAGAGGAAGCAACCAAGGAUUAUUAUUGUACAAAUAUAGAGAAUCUAAUCUAAUUUAAUUAACAUCAUUUGGCUUAUUUUUGUUAUACUGACAUAAAAUUUAUGUAAAGUUUUUUCUUUAUAUUUGUCUUUUUUACUUAAACUCUGUAAGUCUGAUAUUGUAGUUGGUAGUUCUUUAAUGUAAAGUUCUAAGGUUAAUAAAUUACCAUUCUAAGGGUGUGGAAUUGAAAUA
Messenger RNA from Arachis stenosperma, 1790 nucleotides. RefSeq lists its product as uncharacterized. The transcript has 2 exons. Lineage: Eukaryota; Viridiplantae; Streptophyta; Magnoliopsida; Fabales; Fabaceae. The coding region runs from base 410 to 1612 and encodes 400 amino acids. Gene Ontology annotation, biological process: exocytosis. Gene Ontology annotation, cellular component: exocyst. The record is from RefSeq and is a predicted model, not a curated record.